Megalops cyprinoides (Indo-Pacific tarpon) is the source of this 6724-nucleotide messenger RNA. Its product is annotated as ataxin-7-like protein 1. Lineage: Eukaryota; Metazoa; Chordata; Actinopteri; Elopiformes; Megalopidae. The coding region runs from base 240 to 2255 and encodes 671 amino acids. The transcript has 11 exons. The record is from RefSeq and is a predicted model, not a curated record.
CCCAGUCCGGAUUCGUUCCUGUGCAAACCGUGGUCUACUUACAUCGAUGCAGCAGAAGUACACUGCCCUGACAAUAUGCACUCGUUUGGACAGUAUCCAGCACAUGAGGAUUUCUGUCUUGUUGUAUGCAAUACCUGCAAUCAAGUCGUCAAACCUCAGGGCUUCCAGACACACUGCGGUAGCUGGGGAGUAGUUGCACAGUGAGUAGAGAGGACAGCUCCCUCCCCCCUCCCAAAGCCAUGCAUAGCAGGAACCAGAAGAGGCACGGGUCCCCCUGUGACUCCAGAUCUCCUGUGGUCCAGAUGAGGAACAAGGUCUCGCUUGCCCACAGCACCAUCAGCACUCCCCUCUCCAAGCCGUUCAGAGUGCCCCGAGACAACGGCCACAGUCCCUUCGGCAGGGCGCCGCACGCCGUCUACCCCCCCAAAGGGGCCCGGGGGAAGCCGUGCGUCUCGGUCCCCGUGGUCAGCCUGGAGAAGAUGCCAGCUCUGGGGAGAACAGAGGGGGCCAACAUGAGGGUCAACUGCACCUCCGCCACUUCCUCCUCUUUCUCCUCCUCUCCAGCCGCCCUGGCCAAAUCUUCCCACAAGUCCCACGAGCGGAUUCCGAACGGCACGGGACCCAGCACGCCCCCCUCUCCCCAGGACAGGCGCCCCAGUGCUUCUCCCUCUCCCCUGGACAGGCGACCGUCCUCCUCCCCUUCCCCCUCCCCUUCCUCGCGGGCCAGUGCCCCGCCCUCUCCGCUAGACAGAAAGCACCAGAACGGCACAAAGGGCAGCAAGUCAUAUAAGAGGCUGUCAGGAAGGGUGUUUGAUCCCAACAAGCACUGCGGAGUCGUGGACCCAGAGAGCAGGAGGCCCUGCACGCGGUCUCUGACCUGCAAGACUCACUCUCUGACCCAUCGGCGGGCUGUUCCGGGGAGGAGGAAGCAGUUUGACUCCCUGCUGGCGGAGCACAAAGGGCGAGCCAAGGAGAAGGAGAGGGAGAAAGAGGCGCGGCAAAUCCGCGAGCAGCAGGGAGGCCGGGACCCCCACCACAGCCGCCCCGCCCCAUCACAUGACCCCGCCAACGGUGUGGCCGCUGGCUGCCACAACGGCAAGACCACGUCUCCACUGAAAAGCAGGCUUGCCAACACAUACAUACCCAGGCCCCCUGGUGGUGGGGGUCAGCGCUCCUGUCCUGGACCUGCUCCUGACAUCACACCGCUCUUCCUGGGGGCGGAGGGGGGUGGCCGGCUGUCCAGUGACGAGGGCGAGGCCGAGGUCCCGGAGGAGUCCGAGAGACCGGACUGCCACUGUUCCCCGCACCACCCCCGGCCUCUGGGAUGCUGCGUCUUCGGCAGCCGGCUGAUGGGGAGGGGUCACUACGUGUUCGACAGGCGGUGGGACCGGAUGCGGCUGGCACUGCACUGCAUGGUGGAGAAGCACGUCACCGCUCAGUUGUGGAGGAAGAUCCCACUGGCAGCUGAAAGCCCUGCCCCCUCGCCUGGGAUGACCCCUGACCUGCAGCCCUUCAGUGUCCCCAGCUCCAUCUACCUGUCUCAGUCCCCCACCAGUGCCUAUGUGAUGACCCCGCCUCUCCUCUCCUCCCCGACCUUCGCCACCCGGUCUGACGGCGUGUCAGUGGUGUCCUACUCUACUGGCUUUCCCAGCAGCGGCGGUGGCGUGUUCAGCAUCGUGGACACCUCCCUCAUGACCCCAGUCCCCGCCCUGUCGCCCGUUUCGUCCCAGGGCAAGCGGCCCCGGGCCAAACCCAGCAAGCCCCCGAAGGUUCGGGAGCAAGCCUCGGGGACGCCGGGCGGGGCGGUGGGCGGAGCGGCAGGGGGAAAGAAGAGGAAGCCCCCUCUCUCCUCCUUUACCUCCUAUACGGCGCCCCACAGGGGGAACUCCACCAGCACCACACCCCCCCUCACCUCCCACCUAGCUGGCCCCGCCUUCAGCAGCAACGGGACGUCCCCUCUCUGUGCCAAAACCGAGCCCUCAGGACGCAUAGUGUUAGGACCCGCCGACGCCGCCAGAUAUGCGCGCGCAGACUUGACCGUGGCCCACCCCCUCCCGGGCGACCACGCCCUGUCCGUCCACAGCCCCCUCCCCUUCUCCCAGGUGGACGGGAAGAAGCGCAAGAGCUCCAACCCCAACGGCAAACCCAGCAAAUCGACCAAAGCGUCCGGACUGAGCAGCAUCUACAGGAAGGGCGGUGCAGGGUCCGAGUCUUCACACACCCCCCUCCCCCGGCAGCCCAUGGUACAUCACUGAGGGCGUCCUGCAGGUGGCGCCGAGCGCAGGGCGGUCCAGGCGGUCCAGUCGGCCCAGCCUCUCCGCAUCACCGCGAGCGUGUGCGCGAAGACCCGGCGUCACGGCUCCGCCCCCCUCUCUGUCGCCACAGGCUCCGCCCGUCUUCAGCACAUACCACAGAACUCGUCCGGAGUCCGGUCCGCCAGCAACGAUGACGUCGCUCCCGGAGUGUCAUUUACACUGUACUUUGCCUGAGGCCUGGGGUCUCCUGACAGGGCGGGCUGUGUCUCCGCUGGAUUUGAACCACACUGGGUGUGCACUCGUUACCAGCGCUCGUCCUUCACCUCCCGCUUCUCGGUAGAAAUCCUAUCGGGAGAGUUGCUUAGAAGGAGGAACCUCGCGGGAUAAGGCCCCCUUGGAUCGACGCUAUCACGCGUCCGCUCUCGAGCAGCUUCAGCUAAUUACAGUUAACACUUCAUAAACUGCAGAGCCCUGUUUUUAACGGGGAAAACGGCUUCGGCAAAUUUUCACAACGGCAUUCAUGUACAAUCCGUUCAGUUCACAUUUCUGGCAUUUACAAAUACCAUCCUGGCUUGUUUUUGCCUGAAAAAUACACACUUGAGAUGGGGGUCUGAUUUCCAGCAAGGAUAUGAUGGGUGAUUCUGUGUGGUUUGGAAACGUGGAGAACCUGUGCACACCCUCCACCCCCAGGCCUGUGGAUGGGACACAGCACGCCUCUUGUGGGAGAGAGCGCCUCUUGCAGGUCAGUGUCUAAAGUGCACUUACCCCCCCCCCCCCACCCUCCUCCCGGCCUCAUCACGCCUGGACUGGAUCGGGAGAGCAGAGCACAACCACGAACUUUGAACUUUGAAGCAAGGGAAUUUAUUGUACCGGCGCUUUUUUGCAGCUAAUGUCAGGUAUUCAACGAGGAGGUUUGUUUUAAAUAUUGCAAAGCCUACAAAGUCGAGACUGGCACCCUAAAAAGUAAGAUUUUAUAGUAUUGGAUUUGUAUGAUAAUUUAUCAUUUCUUUUAAUACCUUUCUAACUGACCAGGAUAGUGCUACAGGAUUUUGAGCAAAAUUAUAUUUGUAUUUCCUUUGUAAAGUUGAAAGUAUUAUAGUGUUCCUACUGAUGAAAAAGAAAAGACGUGUACAUAUCUUUAUUAUUUUUGUAUUUAUUUUCUCAGAAUGGAAAGCAUUUAGGGAUUUUCCCCUCUCCCCAGCCACAUGAAUAUUCUGAAACUGUUUUUGAGAUUGUGGAGUCAGUGAAGGGCAUGGCCUUAUUUUGCUCGUGGCUUUUAUUUUUGUGCUACCAAGUCGCUCUUCCCGAUACAACAUUGUAUUGAAAGCACUCUUCUUGGCCUCGAGUUCAGCCUGAAGAAUGUGUCUCCUUCCUUCGCUUCGGCUCUCUUGUCGCGGUACAGAAUCUUCCUGGGUGUGACGUCCCAAAGCUCCUCCCACUGCUCCAGCGGCUUCCUGCAGAUGCCACUCCCCGAGUGGGGGACCUUGUCCUCACAGUGGUCUCCUCGUCUAGGCCUGAGGUGUUCGUAUCCACAUGUGCUGUAUGCCUUAAACUAUGAAAAAAAUUUAAACUAAAUGCAAAUGGCAUUAGCAAUGCUAUUUGCGAUAGCAUUAGCCACCUGUGUUCAUCAGUGUUUUGCCAGUUGCCUACAUUCCCCUAGACAGGUUAGUGUCAUUCUGUGGAAAUUAAAGCCCAUUUUAAGUUAAAUGCCCAUUAAGGCAAUUUAAAAAAUAAAAUUUAUCUGAGCAGUGUGCAUGCCGCACCUGCUUAAUGAGACAUUGACAGAUGUACUGGAUGUGUAGACAUUGAUGGAUGAUGUUGUUAAAAUCCACUUGUGAGGCAAAGGGGCUGCAGUGUGACUCUGGGGCUGUGGAAAGGUGUCUUCCUUGGUGAUUAAUACCAAGCGCAUUGGGAUAUUCAACUCACGAUGACCCAGUGAGAAUACUCACUUGUAUGCACUUUUUUUCCUACAUCAGGAACCUUGUCUGAACUUUAUUAUGUAUAUUAGCAUUGAAGUAUAUAUAUGAAGUUAGACUUUCUGCUACUGGUAAAGCCAACAUCCCCCCCCAAACACACAGUGUUGUGUGUGUUGUUAACUCGCCGUGCUGUGCCGCAGAUCUUGUUGCUGUAUUUAUGUUCCAGUGACUGCAGUAGUGAAAACCCGAAUUGUAGCUGUAAUGUAACUCUUUAUUCUUCUGUGAACACUUCCUUGCUCUAGAGCUCUUACUUCUGGGUCCCUCCCCCUCUCCCAGCAUCCUUUGCCAGGAUUCAGGGGCUCAAAUUGGGGCUCAAAAGAAGAUUCUAGAACCUCCUAUUGACAGCUGAGCGGAACUGAGCUCUCCAUGUCCUCCUCCUCAGUCAGAUCUUAGUUUAUGCACAAUUGUCAGGGUGGAGGGCUUUUUGAAUCAAUCAGAAGACUUUGCUCUCCACAGCUGAACACUAUGACUGGUUCAAGUUUGUGAGUCACUGGUGACACAUGUCAGUUUGGCCCCUAUUGAGGUUCAUCAGACCUCACUCCUGUCACUUCUCUAUUGCAUUAUUGAAGUCAAGAAUCAUGUUUGUCUUAAGUGUAGGACUUGCAUGUGACCUGGCUCAAAGAGUUCAUGUGCUGAUGAUGGGACUUGCCCAUAAAAAAAAAAAAAUCAUCCCCAAAUGCCUGCCUUUAAAGUGACAUCUAUAAAAUGUGCAUCAGCUAUAAAAGUCUAACCUUCCAUUACAAGAGGGUUCUAAUCCUUCAGGGGAAUUCAAAGAGUUUUAACAGGAAAAACAUAAAAACAAAUGGCAUACAGUUCAGUUUUUCCUCUUUUCCAGUGGGUCACACCUGUUCUGUGGAUAUGUAAGAUGCUGUUUCCGGAUUUGAAAAAUGCAUAGUGCAUUGGUCUUAAGGCUGUCUGACUCCACUAUAUGUUAAUGGUGUACUUAGUGGAGGAUAAAGGGAUAUUUUCUCUUAGCUCUGAGUCUUUUAGUGGAAACAAGUACCCAUGAGGGCAGGCCUGCUCUAGAAGCCAGAAUUGAGUAAGAAGAUGUUUCCUGUGUGACUCUCAUAAUACCAUGUCAUUUUACAGUGGUUUUAGAAAGGUUUUGUGAAACCCAUAAUGGGUGAAGCUAUCAUAUACUGUGCAACACUGUUUUUUUAUUAACCAAUCAAAGCACUUUGCUCAUCACAGCAAAAUACGUAUUUGUUCAAAUCAGUGAAUGACAUACAUAUUUAUUAUUUAUUUGUUUGACAGAUUCUCAUAUAUAAAACAACUCACAAAGCCAGCCAUACUAGUGCAUAUAACAAGUCCUCUUAAUUAAGUAACAGUACAGAUCCAGAAAAUUCAUUUGAACUGCAUUGUUGAUGUGUACUAACAAUAAGUGUUGCAGUAACUACAGUAAAUUGUGGUAGCUCCAUCCAUUUUGCAAAGCUUCAUUUUCCCACCGCUGAAAGUGGAAGAGGCUUUUUGUAAUUUGACCCUGAGAUGUCUUUGCUUCUGUUUUCCUUUAUUAAUGACUACUGCUGCAUUUAUCAGCAGUGUUUCAAAUGCAAUGGUUGUGUGGCUGCUGCUGUCCUUGGAAUUAUUCAGGUAAAUGUCACGUGACUGUGAGUUUGGGAUUCCCUGUGUUUUUAUCCUGGAUAACCUUUCACUCGUGCUUCUGAUACACAAGAUCCCAAAUUAGUAAACCCAAUAUCAGCAUCUGUGGCCUGUUCAUUCAGCUUUCUUGCUUGGCUGUCAUUCACCAUUGGAUGGUGAUAGGCUAUGGGCAGAGUUUGGACGUACUAGUGUCCGAACCAGACUCAGCCAUUAGGAAACUGUGUGGCUGGAAUUGCCUUAUUUUUGUAUCCACUGUAAAUACAACUGAUCUUACUUCUAUAUAAACUCUUAUAAAGAAUUUAUAUAGAAUUACCUGGAAAUUUCCCUUCCUUAUCAGAGUGUUGUGUGAAAAAUUAUGAUUUUUACAAUUUUUUUUUUACGUUGUCUCUUGUCUAGGCUCGUGGCAUUUUCAACAAAGAGAAGAAAAUGAUAUUUUUCAGGUGUGACCUGGUUUUGGAAUUUGCAAAUUGUUACAUGGCUUUGUACCUGCCAUAUUAUUUGUUUCCUAGUUGAAAUUUCAGGGGUUUUUAUUUUAUUUUAUUUUAUUUUUGGUAGAAUGAAGAAAGCCCUCUCUGAGAAACAAUGCUGUAGUAAUCUUCCCUCUUCAUCAGCUUGUGUGUAGGAAUGGGUAUGCCCGCCUCCCAGAUGCAUCUGCUUCUCGACAGCAUGGUGACCCAGGCCCUUCCACCUCAGGAGACAGACAUGAGAGCUUUACUCGGGAUGGGAGUACCUGUUUGAAAUUAUGAUUCUAUUUUUUGGGUGUGGGGAGGGUUGGGGGGGGAUUAGGGAAACAACAUGAUGAAAGGAAGGAGAGGAGGAAAUGAGCGUUGGAAGGACACUGGCACAAAUGCCCACCCACUCUAGAGCUUCCCGAGGGGGUGCUGGGAGGGGGCG